AUGAAAGCUUGCCGGGUGCUUUUACCUCCCUGGAGGUGCCCCGGAGCUGCUGUUGGCGCCGUCGCGCAGGCGGCCACGCCCGGAAGGCUCCACGUCCGUGGUGCGGUGCCAGGCGCAUCUGGCAGUAGUAAGAAGCUGCUGGGCUGCGUGUGCGGUGGCGUGAAACGCGCAUGCUUUGGGUUGCAGGGCGACAAGCGGCCCUCCUGCUGCGCCAAGUGCAAGUUGGAGGGCAUGGUUGACAUCAGAAGUCGGAGAUGCAACUGUGGCAGAGUAGUUCCCAUUUUUGGGAUGCCAGAAGAUGCGCGGGCCUCCUGCUGCGCCAAGUGCAAGUUGGAGGCCAUGGUUGACAUCAAACAUCCGAGAUGCAACUGUGGCAGAGCACAGCCCUAUUUCGGUAUGCCAAAGGAUGCGCGUCCCUCCUGCUGUGCCAAGUGCAAGUUGGAGGGCAUGGUGAACAUACGAGAUCCUAGAUGCAAUUGUGGCAGAGCACGGCCUUCUUUCGGGAUGCCAGAGGAUGCGCGGGCCUCCUGCUGCGCCAAGUGCAAGUUGGAGGGCAUGGUCGACAUCAUAACUCGCAAAUGCAACUGUGGCAGAGCAGUUCCUUGUUUUGGGAUGCCAUCAGAUGUGCGGGCCUCCUGCUGUGCCGAGUGCAAGUUGGAGGGCAUGGUUGACAUCAAACAUCCGAGAUGCAACUGUGGCAGAGCACAGCCCUAUUUCGGUAUGCCAAAGGAUGCGCGUCCCUCCUGCUGUGCCAAGUGCAAGUUGGAGGGCAUGGUGAACAUACGAGAUCCUAGAUGCAAUUGUGGCAGAGCACGGCCUUCUUUCGGGAUGCCAGAGGAUGCGCGGGCCUCCUGCUGCGCCAAGUGCAAGUUGGAGGGCAUGGUCGACAUCAUAACUCGCAAAUGCAACUGUGGCAGAGCAGUUCCUUGUUUUGGGAUGCCAUCAGAUGUGCGGGCCUCCUGCUGUGCCGAGUGCAAGCUGGAGGGCAUGGUUGACAUCAAAAAUCCAAAGUGCUCUGUUUGCGGAAAGAAGGCGUGUUAUCCAGAUGCUGCUGGCAAACCGCGGCAGCUUUGCGCAGGGCACUCUGCCGAAGUCGGUGCACAUGUGCUAUCCUCUCCGUGCUGGUCACGUGCUGCAAGUGAGUGUUUGGAUCUCUUGGAGGAGGAGCAAGGCUUCAAAUUCACGUUUCGUCACAGGUUUGACGAAGCAGCCGGCGCAUGGUCUGGGGAGGAGUUUGCCGGACUGGUCCCAGAUAGAGCGCUGCGGCCUGACGCGUAUGAUCCGCCGCGGCGGGAGGUUGUGGAAUUUCUGGGGAACUACUACCACGGCUUCCCUCCGCAGCAUCCAGAGCAUCUCAGCUUCACUUGCGUGGGCGGCAAGACGUCCCCGGAGCUCCAUCGCGAGACCUUCGAGCGCCUGGACCUCUUCCUGGAGCAAGGUUUGUGCGUCUUCUACGUCUGGGAGCACGAGUUCACAGAGUGGCGGAAGCUGGCAGCCACCGGCGAGGCGCCGCCCAUCUCUCGGAUCCUGCGCCGACACACCCAGCGCAGCUCAAAAGCGAGAAGAACUACCAAGAAAGAAGGGAAGAAGGCAGCUGCAGGGCCGAAGCUGCGCGAUGUAAGCUGA
Effrenium voratum is the source of this 1626-nucleotide messenger RNA. Lineage: Eukaryota; Dinophyceae; Suessiales; Symbiodiniaceae. The record is from the annotation of a GenBank genome assembly.